Blepharisma stoltei is the source of this 267-nucleotide messenger RNA. NCBI's taxonomy places the organism in Eukaryota, Ciliophora, Heterotrichea, Heterotrichida, Blepharismidae. The record is from the annotation of a GenBank genome assembly.
AUGGGAGAAGAGCUGAAAAAAGAAACCAUAAUUGAUCUCUCUGAAUAUUACAAAACAAAAAUCAGGGUAAGUUUGGUCGGAGGAAGAGAGCUUACAGGUAUUUUAGGUUCAUAUGACAAAAUUCCUAAUGUCGUAUUAGAAGAUACUGUCGAAGACUACAAUGGAAAUACCCGUGAGCUCGGCAUUGUAAUUGUGAGAGGCCAAAUGAUAACUGCAAUAAUGCCAGACCAAGUUGAAGAGACAGAAAAUCCAUUUACUAAUAAAUAG